Maniola jurtina (meadow brown) is the source of this 1950-nucleotide messenger RNA. Its product is annotated as methyltransferase-like protein 25B. NCBI's taxonomy places the organism in Eukaryota, Metazoa, Arthropoda, Insecta, Lepidoptera, Nymphalidae. The record is from RefSeq and is a predicted model, not a curated record. The transcript has 7 exons. The coding region runs from base 158 to 1483 and encodes 441 amino acids.
UGACAUGUAAAACAAAAAAAAAUAUAGGCUGUUUUCUUUCGCUAUUUGAAUCAUGAAUGUAAUUUAAUUUUCUAAUUUGAAAUUUCUCAUUGUGCCAAUGAAAUAUUUGCGUGAAUUUUAAAGUACCCUUUUACCUUUAAUCUAAAAUACUCUAGCAAUGCAUUCCCAAGUAGAAACUGUUAAAUCUGCUGUAGAUAAGUGUUUACAGGUUAUAAAAACUUAUGAAUGGCUUCUGGAUCUGUAUGUUUUGGAUUUCUUUGUGGAUAACCACUGGGAAAAACUACCAGCAUUAUGGCAAAAGAGCUUGGAAAAUGUAGACCCAAAAGAAUUGGGGGACAUACUCUCUGGAAACCAAACCAAACACAUGCUACCCCUCUCACUUUUGGCCCUCUUCAAGACUAUUGGCAGUUUAAGUAUACCUAGAAAAGGCUAUAACGGCGUAAGAAAUAAUCAGGCUGUAGAAAAAUAUAGCUGCAGCCAUCUGAAACUUAAAAAUAUAUUUCUUAAACAUGUCAAGUUAAAAAAAAGACAUGAGAUUAGUAUGAUGGCUGAUUUUGUGAAUUUAAAUGCAAAGCUAAGUAAAUGUGAGGCAGUGGUAGACUUUGGCUCCGGCUUGGGACACCUGAUCAGGAUAUUGUCAUAUAAAUACGGCUUGCAUUCAGUGGGUAUAGAAAUGCAGACUCAGUUGACAUUGGAAGCUAGGAAACUUGACUCAGAAUUAGAAUACACAGCCAAAAAAUACCUCACAGAGGAGCAGAUGUCCAAGUUACAUAGACCCAUACAUUGUAAUGUAACUCUGUCAUCCAUAGAUCAACUACAAGAACUAUCUUUAUCAACUAGUGUGACAAACUAUGGUCUGAUUGGUUUGCAUCCAUGUGGAGAUUUAGGCCCAUUGUUGAUCAAACAUUUUGUCAAUUGUGAUAAGGUAAAGUUCAUAUGCAUAGUGGGAUGUUGCUUCAUGAAGUUGUCAUAUAACACAGAGGCGUGUGGUUAUCCUAUGAGCCAGUAUGUGAAAGGAUUAGACAGUGGUUUAUCAUAUACUAGCAGAGAGAUCGCCUGCCACGCUAUAGACACUUACUGCGAGAGACUGUGCAGAGGAGAAUAUAAGGAUCUGAAGGUCCACGCCUACAGAGCAGCCCUCGAAAAAUUACUGAUGCAAAUAGAUCCAUCAUUAAAGCAUAUGCCCAUCAGAAGCGUAAAACACACCAAUAAUAUGACUUUUAAUAGUUACUGUGACGCUGCCCUGAACAGAAUAUCAAUGAAGCCAUUACAGCAUGCCGCCGUGGCACAAGACUUGGUGCACUGGAAGCGCGUUGUGAUCCUCUACACAUUACGGCUCGCUCUGGCGCCAUUGGUUGAGACAGUUAUACUUUUGGAUCGCAUACUCUACAUGUUGGAAAACGGUAUAUCCUGCGCGAUUUAUCCAGUGUUCGAUCCGAAGAUAUCGCCGCGAAAUCACAUAAUAGUGGGAAGAAAAUUGUAGUUUUGUAGCUACGCUGAGUUUCUAUUUUAGAGAUAAGCUAACCGUUGUGCACGUCCAUUUUGUUUUAUAAAUAUUUAAAUUUUAUCUGAAAAAAUGUUAUCAUAAUAUUUUCAUGCCAGAAAUGGACAUACAGUGGACUCAUAAAUAUAGACUCUCUGUACCACCUUCUGUACCUGUACUAAAUGCAAAUGCAAAUACAGGAUAUGAUUAUGAUUAAUAAAAUUAUGUAAAAAUAUGAACUGUUAUGGUGUACUUUAUUAUUUAUCUCGCCUUAACUAUGGUUUAACUUAAACAGAUUUGUGACAAAUAACAGAUAAGUAGGUAGAGGUAGCGUACCUUAUUGUAAUAGUAUAAUCAAUUUUUCCCUAACUGACAAGGUAACUGACGCUGAAAUGGGUAAGAGGCGCACUAUACGCGGUUCAUACGACCUUGUUACCGCGAACUGAUAAUGAAAUCAUGUUACAUGU